AUGGAGCCUGACCGUAUCGGACCCGACACCACGCCCAAACGUCCUUUCAUGGACAGGGCCAAGGAUGUCCCACGCCGUAUUGUUCGAGGGCUUACCACAAGGGACGGUCUCAUCGGUGACUACGACUAUGCAUUCCUUUUCAAACCGAGCCUGCCGUUUAUGAAGAAAUCGAAGCAAAUGGCGCCAUUCUUCGCCUUGAACGACAAGAUGCCCAUCAUGCUGGCUCUCCUCCUUGGAUUUCAGCAUGCCCUGUCCAUGUUGGCUGGCCUGAUUACUCCACCUAUCAUCCUGUCGGGAACUGGCGGCGCAAACCUGCCAACCGAGACCGCACAGUACCUUGUAUCAACGUCAUUGAUUGUCUGUGGUAUUCUCUCCUCGAUCCAGAUCACACGAUUUCACAUCUUCAAGACCCCUUACUUUAUCGGCACUGGCAUCAUCAGUGUGGUCGGUACCUCAUUUGCUACUAUCCCAGUUGCGCUGGGAGGUUUGGCCCAGAUGUACGAGUCAGGUUACUGUCCUACCGACAGUGACGGGAAUCGUCUUGCAUGCCCAAGAGGCUACGGUGCCAUCCUUGGAACAGCUUGCAUCUGUGCCCUCCUCGAAAUCUGCCUUUCAUUUGCACCUGCCAAGGUGCUGAAGAGGGCUUUCCCUCCACUUGUGACGGGACCUACUGUGGUUCUCAUUGGUAUCAAAUUGAUCGAAUCUGGCUUUGCGAACUGGGCCGGAGGCUCCGGUACCUGCAGAUCACGGCCAGAAGAAGGCCUCUUUCAGAACUGUCCUAAUAACAAUGCGCCGCACCCCUUACCUUGGGGCUCAGCGGAAUUCAUUGGUUUGGGGUUCAGCGUCUUUGUCACCAUUAUACUGUGCGAAAGAUUCGGCAGUCCGAUCAUGAAAUCAUGCGCCGUCGUCGUCGGUCUGCUUGUUGGAUGCAUCAUUGCUGCAGCUACGAACUAUUUUGACGACUCUGGGAUUAAGAGCGCGAAGGCUGCGUCCUUCAUCUGGGUCGAGACCUUCCCGUUGUCACUUUACGGUCCUAUGGUGUUACCAUUCUUAGCAGUAUUUCUCGUACUCAUGAUGGAAGCCAUAGGAGAUAUCACUGCCAGUUGCGAUGUGUCUCGCCUUGAAGUCGAAGGGCCGCUCUUCGAUUCUCGUAUCCAAGGUGGUGUCCUCGCCGACGGAUUGAAUGGAAUGCUCGCCUGCCUUUGCACCAUCACACCAAUGUCAACUUUUGCUCAGAACAACGGAGUCAUCGCCCUCACGCGGUGUGCCAACAGGAAAUCCGGAUACUGCUGUUGCUUCUGGCUUAUUGUCAUGGGCAUUUUCUCGAAGUUUGCUGCUGCUCUCGUGGCCAUUCCGUCGUCGGUCCUCGGCGGCAUGACUACGUUCCUAUUCUCUGCGGUCGCCAUCUCCGGUGUUCGUAUCAUCUCGACUGUACCUUUCACAAGACGCAACCGAUUCAUCCUGACAGCAGCCAUGUCGGUGGGUUUUGGCGCCACAUUGGUCCCUGAAUGGUUCAAUUAUGUCUUCACCUACGAAGGUGACAAUUCCGCUCUGCGAGGCUUCAUGAACGCCAUAGAACUCGUCUGUGAGACCGGCUUUGCUGUCACUGCAUUCUUGUCUCUGUUCCUGAACCUAUUCAUACCGGAAGAGGUUGAUGACGACGUCGUCGAUACCACGGCAAAUCGAGUGGACGCAGCAGAUGACAGCAAGGAAUGGGAACGCAUCCGAGGCCCGGGCCACGCAAAGUCUCUACGUCAGAGCGACGACCACACGUCAGCCAGUCCUGACGUCGAAUCGAAUCUAGGGCUGCAGCAGGGCCGAGUCGACAAGAUGCAAACCAGCAAAGAUGAGUAG
This is a messenger RNA of Exophiala spinifera, 1854 nucleotides long. RefSeq lists its product as uncharacterized. Gene Ontology annotation, biological process: transmembrane transport; xanthine transport. Gene Ontology annotation, cellular component: fungal-type vacuole; membrane. NCBI's taxonomy places the organism in Eukaryota, Fungi, Ascomycota, Eurotiomycetes, Chaetothyriales, Herpotrichiellaceae. Gene Ontology annotation, molecular function: xanthine transmembrane transporter activity. The coding region runs from base 1 to 1854 and encodes 617 amino acids. The transcript has 6 exons. The record is from RefSeq and is a predicted model, not a curated record.